AGAAAGUGGAUAACUGGAGGAGAAGCACAAGAGAAGCAUCAGUUGAAGGCAACAAUUGCAGCCAGACAGCACAGGAGACAGACCACAGCACAAGCAGGAGGUGGAUCUCAUAGUGUUUAAGGAUCAUGAAGAAGCUCUUCCUGGCUUUAUUUACAGUGGUGUACCUGACCUCUGUACAAUCUCAAAUCAACCCAUUAUCUCUCGAAGAGCUUGGUUCAGAUAUUGGAAUCCAGGUGUUUAACCAAGUGGUAAAGAACAAGCCUCAUGAUAACGUGGUCAUUUCUCCUCAUGGAGUCGCUACAGUGCUUGGCAUGCUUCAGCUGGGUGCAGAUGGCAAGACGAAAAAGCAGCUGAUAACCGCCAUGCGGUAUAAAGUGAAUGUUGUUGGGAAAAUACUAAAAAGGAUCAACAAGGCAAUAGUAGCAAAGAAGAAUAAAGAUAUUGUGAGCACGGCCAAUGCAGUGUUUGCCAACAGCGGAUUCAAGAUGGAGGAACCUUUUGUCUGUAAAAAUAAAGAGGUCUUUCACAGUCAAGUGAGAAAUGUUGACUUUCAGGACAGGAACACAGCUGCCUCUGUGAUCAACCAGUGGGUAAAGAAUGAGACAAAGGGUAUGAUCGACAACUUACUAUCUCCGGAGUUGUUAGACAGUUCGAUGACCAGAUUAGUUAUAAUCAAUGCCCUUUAUUUUAAGGGUCUUUGGAAAUCUCGUUUCCAACCAGAGAACACAAAAAAACGGACCUUCCAUGGUCCUGAUGGAAAAGCUUCUCAAGUACCAAUGCUGGCCCAACUUUCUUUGUUCCGAAGUGGAUCUGCAAGUACUCCCAGUGGCCUGUGGUACAAGGUGAUCGAGCUGCCUUACCAUGGAGGGAGUGUGAGCAUGCUGGUAGCGCUUCCUACAGAUGAAAGUACACCACUGUCUGCUAUCAUACCACACAUUAGCACAAAAACCCUGCAAAGCUGGAUGACCAUGACCCCUAAGAGAGUACAACUGAUUUUGCCUAAGUUCACAGUGGAGGCAGAUGCUGAUCUAAGGGACCCUCUUAGAAACCUUGGUAUCACUGAUAUGUUUGACUGCCAUAAAGCUAAUUUUACCAAGAUUACAAGAUCAGAGCAAGUUUAUGUUUCCCAUAUGCUGCAGAAAGCUAAAAUUGAAGUGAAAGAAGAUGGUACCAAGGCCUCAGCAGCCACCGCUGCAGUUUUGAUAGCAAGAUCAUCUCCUCCCUGGUUUAUAGUGGACAGACCAUUCUUGUUUAUCAUCAGGCAUAACCCGACAGGUGCCAUUCUCUUCACAGGACAAAUAAACAACCCUUAAGGGUGAACAACUCGCAUCAUACAUUCUGAACCUGGAGUUUUUUGUACAUUACUCUAGUUUUAUUUUGUGAAUGAUCAUUUUAAAUGGGAAGGCUUCACUGUGCUUUGAAUGAUAUUUUAUUGACCUUCGUAUGUAUUUUGAUACAGUUAGGCUCCAUUCACACGUCCGCAAUUUCGUUCUGCAUUUUGCCGAAUGGAAUUGCGGACCCAUUCAUUCCUAUGGGGCAGCAUGAUGUGCUGCCCGGACACUGAAUUGCGGAUCCGCACUU
This is a messenger RNA of Bufo gargarizans (Asiatic toad), 1581 nucleotides long. RefSeq names its product serpin family E member 2 (gene SERPINE2). The record is from RefSeq and is a predicted model, not a curated record. Gene Ontology annotation, molecular function: serine-type endopeptidase inhibitor activity. The coding region runs from base 126 to 1313 and encodes 395 amino acids. NCBI's taxonomy places the organism in Eukaryota, Metazoa, Chordata, Amphibia, Anura, Bufonidae. Gene Ontology annotation, biological process: negative regulation of plasminogen activation; negative regulation of endopeptidase activity. The transcript is spliced from 9 exons.